Molecule: messenger RNA, 1645 nt
Organism: Gossypium raimondii (Peruvian cotton)
Lineage: Eukaryota; Viridiplantae; Streptophyta; Magnoliopsida; Malvales; Malvaceae
Product: plant UBX domain-containing protein 1
Exons: 8
Coding region: 98-862 (254 amino acids)
Biological process (GO): protein-containing complex disassembly
Molecular function (GO): ATPase binding
Source: RefSeq, a predicted model, not a curated record
AAUAAACCAGAAAGAACUUGUAAGAGAUAAAGCAAGCAGGACUUUAUACAGAAGCAAUCCACCAAAACAAAAUCUGAAAACUUUUAUCUCACUGCUGAUGAUCGUAGAUGGUUCGUCGCCACUGCCUUUGAAGAGGAGAAGAUUCACUAGCAUUGAUUCCAUGGAGGCUGAAUCGGCCAAGGCCAAGCUCGCUGCUGCAAAAGAGAAAUUUGGACGGGAAAUUCGUGUUUUUGAAACUGCUAGUCUGCUUCCAACACAAGAUGGAGUGCCCAACACUGAGGAGCCAGAUGACUUCUAUGAUUUCACCGCGGAAGAUUAUUAUCGACUAAUGGCAAGUAAAAAAGAAGAUAAGCACUUGAAAACAAGAAAAAUCCGAGAAGCAGAAGAGGCUGCUCGAAGAUCAAGAAUAACAAAGGCUGUUGUAAGGAUUCGCUUUCCAGAUAACCACACAUUAGAGCUUACAUUUCAUCCAUCCGAGACACUUCAAAGCUUGGUUGACCUUAUUUCUAAAUUGAUUGCUCGACCAGAUUUGCCAUUCUACUUAUAUACUACGCCUCCUAAGAAGCAAAUAAAGGACAUGACACAGGAUUUCUACUCUGCCGGUUUCAUUCCUGGUGCAAUCCUGUAUUUUUCGUAUGAUCUGCCAAAAGGUGAGGAUGCUGCAGCUGCAAAUUCAGGCCCCUUUCUUCAGGAAGAGAUCAUGUCUUUGAAAGGUUUGGAAGUCAUUGCUGGAGCUGAGCAGCCAGAGUCACUUCAAUCUGCCCCUGAGCCUGCUUCUGCCAGUGCAGUGCCAUCCCCUGCUGUGCACGAGAGCAAGCCUACCGAGAAAAAACCUGCCAAGCCAAAGUGGUUCAAAAUGUGAGUUGACAACUGCAAAAGUGAGCUUCGGCACAUGAUCUCAACAUUAAUAGAUUUCGAGAAGCGGUUAACUUGAUUGUCAGAUCAAAUGAUAAAGUUUGUUCAAUGGCAGUGACUAACAGGUGACUCUAUGUGAAGGAUAUUAACACUUCUACAAAGUUUGAUGUGAAUGUUUUGCUCUGUUGAACUUCUUUUUUUACAGUUUGAUAAUUGCUUCCUUUUGCUUCGAUAUUUCAAGCCCGUGGAACUCUGAGUAAAAAUUUCAUGCUGAAACCAAUGUCCGGAUAUCUGGGCUUUAGCCAAAGUUCAACAAUCAUUUUAGAGGUGGUUGGAUUGGUUACUAGUUACCACCUUAAUGUUUUAUGUGAGGAAUGGUCUUACAAUUGUAGGUCAAUGAGACACCAAAAUUUCUAUUCAUAUUUAGGCAUUUGGCAUGCGGAUGUCAAAAUUCUCUAUCUGAGCUUCAAAUGCAACCGUCUAAUAUAAGUAACAAAUCUAUGUUACUAAAAUUUGGGCGUUGGUGUAUUGAUAUAUGUUAGAGACGGAUGUGUUUAGUUUCUGUUUUUCUAAGAUUUAUUUGUAUUUGGAGGGUCACGUCAAUUCCCGAUAUGUAAUGACGGUGAGUGAAAAAAUGAUAUUCAGUAAGUGUAAGCCUGAAGUUUGAAAAUCAGUAGUAUAUACAGAAGAAACGGCCGCGUGAGGAAGGGGUUCAUUAAGCAAUUCAUUAAAAGAUGUAUCAUGUGAAACUCAAUUAGUUUAUGCACUGAAUUUCAAUUAUCAUUUUUAA